UUUUGUUUUUAAAAUUUUCAAAUAUACUUCUAUCCACACCAAAUAAAAUUCAUACCAUUUAAAUUAAAUAAAGACAUUCAUGCUCAAAUGAAAUCACCACUUUAUAUCAUAAGUUGGAACAUUUCUUUUUUGCCCAUUUGCUAGCCCAGUCCACCCCCAAUGCUCCAGCCCAUACUUUUCUCGUUGAUUGACGGCCUUUUAUUUUUCCUUUGUAAAACGAGUCACGACCCAACCCAUACUUUCCUGUCAUCUCUCCUUCUUCUACUCUUAGUCUCCCGAUUGGCGAAUUCCCAGCCGAAUUAGGGUUUUCAAACUCGAAAUUGUAACAAGGGUUCAUGUGUAAUUGCGAGACAUUUGGGGAUCUCAGAUUCAUUCCUCGUAUCUCACCUGCGCCGGAAGCUAUCGCCGGACGGAGCCACUGCGCCGCCAUUCCCGCUGCCGAGCCUCUACCUUUCUAGCCAACUCGCCGGCGGUGAAUCUCUGCCUCUGUGGAACCACUUCGCCGACGACAAAUCUCUCUCUCUCGGUCGCCGCCUUGCGGGCUCUCUGCCUCUCUUAGAUUUUACUGUUUUUGCCGACGCCCUCCGGUCAGAAGCUGUGGCAGGCUGGUAGCUUCUUGUCGUCGUCGAGAUUUGGUCCAAAUGUCUGGUGUUGAUGGUUCCCAAGUAUUACGCGUGGUGGCUGCAGUUGGUGCUACUGUUAUUGGUGGAAGUUUUGCUCUUGGUCUGGUGAUAUCUUCCAUUUCCGAACGUGUUACACUGUAUAAAAAGAAAAAACAUGGGAAGCCAUGCCGGUUUUGUAAAGCAGUGGGUUACUAUGCGUGCAAGCUAUGCAGAGGAAAUGGCACCCUAAAGUGGUCCCCUCUCUUUGACCCAGUAUAUAUAAACCCUUGCGUGUGCCCAACUUGUGAUGGAUUCAAGGUUCAACGCUGUCUUAACUGCUUGGCCUGUGGUUUUACGUGACUAAUGUGGGUGCAGCUUAGUUAAACUUGGUGAAAGAUCUUGGUUUAGGUUUCGUGAGAGGCUUAUUGGACUACAAAACUUCCUUAUUCUUGAGACAAACGGGUGGACGAUUAAUCGAUAACAUCCUCAAGUUUAAAGACAAGUUUCGCUCGUUUUUUGUGGUGAGUUUCGGAUAUAAAGAGUGUAGAUGUAUUCGGUGGUUCGGGUUGACGUGAUAAUACUUCUUGUAUUACUUCCGAACUUUUAAUUUGGAGAGAUAUUUUUUUAUUUUUUUAAGAUAGUCUGCAAAAUCCACUCUAUCAGCGUGAGUUUUCCACCAUCGGAUCAGCACACAAACGUGAGUGUGUUUGAGUGUUUGAUCCAACGGUGAAAAAUUCGAUUUGGGCACACGAUCGAAUUGCCCCUUUGAGACUUCAAGACACUAGGUUUUCAAUGUGAUCUAAUUUUUUCAUAUUCUUGCUGUCUGUAUAGGUCAAGGCUAGUGGUUUUUUUAUUUUAUUUUUUUAAAUUGAGGACAUUUUUGUAUGAUUGAAAUAAAAAUAUAUAUAAUAGUAUUUGAUGUAGAA
Messenger RNA from Striga asiatica, 1528 nucleotides. NCBI's taxonomy places the organism in Eukaryota, Viridiplantae, Streptophyta, Magnoliopsida, Lamiales, Orobanchaceae. The record is from the annotation of a GenBank genome assembly.